CACCGCCACCAGCGCCGCGGCCACUCUCGCUCGCCAGUCCGUCGACUCCGCCCCCCUCCGUCCACUUGCCGCGCUCCACAUCUCCCGGAGCGCGGCGCGCCGUAGCCCGGCGCCGCCGCGGCCCGGCGGCAUGAAGAGCCUGUGGAAGCAGAGCGGCGGCCUGGUGUGCGCGGACGCGGGGCCCCUCAGCCCGCUCGGCGGCCGCGGCUCGCGGCGCCGCGCCAGGCUCAUCCUGUACGGGUUCGCGGCCGCCUUCGCCGCGCUCACCGCCUACGUCGCCCUCGCCGCGCCCUCCUCCGCGGGCGGCGCCGGCGCCGGCGAGGCGGCGGGAGGCGCCUCGUGGUUCGGCGGCGUGUACGCGUCCACGGCGCCGUACCGCUCGCAGAUUUCAAGCUUCUUCUCGUCCAUCCUGCCCGCCGACGCGCCCGCCCACUCGCCGGGCCCUCUGCGCGCCCCGGCAGGCGGAUCGGGCGGCGGCGGGGGCAAGGUGAGCGGUGGACCAGUGGGGAGUGCCGCGGGAAGCAACAGCUCUGCCGCGCCUGGGUCUGGUAAGCAGUUGGGAAGUGGCGCUGGUGCUCCGAUCGGCAAUGCCGGCCGUGGGAGUGUGCCUCCGGCCAGCGAUUUGGCCGGAACCACCAUCAGCGGCAAGGGCGGAGGCGGAGCUCCGACGAAUAAUUCUGCGUCGAGUGGCGGUGCGCCGAACGGCGCGGUGGAUCGGAAUAAUGGAAACGGCGGAGGCGUUUCCAGUAGUAGGGCGGGAGGCGGCAGUGGAUCCCCAGCCAGUAGUGCCGCCGGAGACGGAGCCGUGGCGGAGACUGACAAGCAGUCGGGAAGUGGAAGCGGAGCCCCGAGCAACGCUGCUGCCGGACAAGGCAGCACUGUGAGAGCCGAGGCCAAAGUUGGAGAUUCUGUUCCCAGCAAUAAUUCUGCUGGGAGUAGCAGCUCGCAGAAGAUUGAUUUGAGCACUGGAUCUUCUAAUAAUCAGGCUGGAAAUGGAAGUGGCGUUCCAACCAGUGGUUCUGCUUCUGGAAAUAGCAGCUCGUUGAAGGCCGACGCACAAGUUGCUGCUGGAGCCGGGAAAAGUGGUUUUUCUGGAAGUGGCACAGAAAAGAAGGCUGAUCUGAGUAAAAGUUCAGAUGCUCAGCCAGGGAGUGGAAAUGAAGAUUCAAGCCAUAAAUCAACUGGAAAUUCUAGUCUGGCGAAGAGCACAGAUAGAAAUGCUGGUUCGAAUAAUAGUUCCGAUGCUCAGCAAGGGAGUGGAAAUGGAGAUGCAAGCAGUAAAUCAACCGGAAGCUCCAGUCCGGCAAUGAGCACAGAUAUGAAGGCUAGUUCAAAUAAUAGUUCAGAUGCUCAGCCAGGGAGUGGAAGUGGUGAUGCAAACCAUAAAUCAGCUGGAAGUUCUACUUCGGCGAAGAGCAAUGGCGGAGGUGAGCGUAAUGGUACAAGUGUGAGUGCUGUUCCAACUAGUAAUCAAACGGGCAGUCUGGCAUUGGCAGGGGAGAAAGAAGUUGGAUCUCCCAGGAAGAACAACACGGUUGUAGCAUCUCCAGCUGUUAGGAAUCAGGAACAGACAAGCAGUGGAGUUGCUUCUGGUGGAAGCAGUGGUACAGUAAAUAAGCAGAAGGGAGAUGCUACUCAGGAUGAUGGUUCUAGUGGAAACAAGAAAGUUGAUUGGUUCAAGCAGGUGGCCAGUUGUGAUAUGUUCCAUGGGCAUUGGGUUAGGGAUGACUCCUACCCUCUCUACCCUGAGGGAUCAUGUCCUCACAUUGAUGAGCCCUUUGACUGCUAUCUCAAUGGUCGGCGAGAUCUAGCUUACCAGAAGCUCCGUUGGCAACCCAGUGGAUGCAGUAUUCCAAGAUUGAACCCGACAGACAUGUUGGAGAGGCUGAGAGGAAAAAGACUUGUUUUCGUCGGUGACUCACUCAAUAGGAACAUGUGGGAAUCCCUUGUGUGUAUUUUGAGGAAUUCUGUCAAAGACAAGAGGAAGGUUUUUGAGGCAUCUGGCAGGCGUGAAUUUAAGACCGAAGGCUCAUACUCCUUCCUGUUCACGGAUUACAACUGCAGCGUGGAGUUCUUCCGCUCCCCAUUCCUAGUCCGGGAAUGGGAGAUGCAAGUCAGCGAUGGAAAGAAAAAGGAAACUCUCAGGCUAGAUCUGGUUGAGCAAUCGUCUCCGAAGUACAAGGAUGCGGACUUUCUAAUCUUCAAUACUGGCCAUUGGUGGACACAUGAGAAAACUGCUCUGGGGAAGGACUACUAUCAAGAAGGCAACCACGUGUAUAGUGAGCUUAAUGUCGUGGAUGCCUUUCAUAAAGCUCUUCUCACCUGGUCCAAGUGGAUUGAUGCCAAUGUUAACCCCAAAAAAACCACUGUGCUAUUCAGAGGCUACUCAGCAUCUCAUUUUAGUGGCGGCCAAUGGAAUUCAGGUGGAAGCUGCGACAAGGAGAGUGAACCGAUAACAAAUGAGCAGUACCUUUCAACUUACCCACCAAAGAUGAGCAUUUUGGAGGAUGUGAUCCACGAGAUGAAAACUCCAGUUGUCUACUUGAACAUAACUAGAAUGACUGACUACAGAAAGGAUGCCCACCCGUCCAUUUACCGCAAGCAGAACCUGACCGACGAGGAGAGGAGAUCGCCCGAGAGAUAUCAGGACUGCAGCCACUGGUGCCUACCUGGAGUACCAGAUUCCUGGAAUGAGCUGCUUUAUGCUCAACUUUUGAUCAGACAGCAUCAAAUGCGCCAACAAUAAAGGCAAGUAGGGUUUUUGCUGGGUGCUUGUAUAUGAUCUGUUGUUGUCUAGGAUAAUAGUCAACACGGUGAUCAAAUCAUCAAAUUAAGGUCAACACGAGACCUUGGGUUUUUUCUAAAUCCAUAUAGAGAGUAAACUGUGUCCAGUUAGUGUUACCUCUCAAUAACAACACAGAUUCUUCAGUAGAGGCUUAUGGGACGUGAUAUUGUAAAGUUCAUAUCUAGCUAUAAUCAGAAAUAAGAAAAUAGUAUAGAUGUGAUGAUAUA
Molecule: messenger RNA, 3012 nt
Organism: Panicum hallii
Lineage: Eukaryota; Viridiplantae; Streptophyta; Magnoliopsida; Poales; Poaceae
Product: protein trichome birefringence-like 1
Exons: 5
Coding region: 131-2746 (871 amino acids)
Cellular component (GO): Golgi apparatus
Molecular function (GO): O-acetyltransferase activity
Source: RefSeq, a predicted model, not a curated record